Molecule: messenger RNA, 2082 nt
Organism: Mastomys coucha (southern multimammate mouse)
Lineage: Eukaryota; Metazoa; Chordata; Mammalia; Rodentia; Muridae
Gene: Rnf212b
Product: ring finger protein 212B
Exons: 17
Coding region: 308-1264 (318 amino acids)
Biological process (GO): reciprocal meiotic recombination; protein sumoylation; homologous chromosome pairing at meiosis
Cellular component (GO): synaptonemal complex
Molecular function (GO): SUMO transferase activity
Source: RefSeq, a predicted model, not a curated record
CCCGCCCACACUGCCUGCUAGUUCAGUCUGGCGUGCGCAGCUUCGCACCUGGUGGCCGUGGCGUGGCGUGCGGGUGGAGGCUGGUUGCCUUCCCGCCGUUUCCUGUGCCUCGUGAGAGAACCGGAUGGUCUGAGAGUCUGAGAGCCGAAGCGUUGGAUCCCGGGUGCCAAGCUGGUUCUCACUACAUACCCCUGACUGCCCUGGAACUCGCUGUGUAGACCAGGCUGGCCUCCAACUCACAGGGAAUCUGCCUGCAUCUGCCCUCCAAGUGACAGGAUUAACGCCCCGGGCCACCUCACCCUACCGAAUGGAUUGGUUUCAUUGCAACCAGUGUUUCCGAAAAGAUGGAGCCCAUUUCUUUGUAACCAGCUGUGGCCAUAUUUUCUGUAAAAAGUGUAUGACUCUGGAAAAAUGUGCUGUUUGUGGAAGUCCUUGCAAGCAUCUGGCUCUUUCUGAUAAUCUAAAGCCUCAAGAGAAGAAGUUCUUCAAAAGCCCUGUAGAGACAGCUUUGCAGUGCUUUAGCCACAUCUCUCAGGUAUGGUGCUUCCAGAAGAAACAAACAGAUCUUCUUAUCGCCUUUUAUAAGGACAGAAUUAAAAAGUUAGAAGCAGCUGUGAAGGAGGCCCAGGAAACGGCGGCCAGCCAGAACAAAGAGCUAUCAGUCUUAAGAAAGGAGAAUGGAGAACUGAAGAAAAUUCUAGACAUCCUAAAGGGAUCGCCAAGCUGCUACUAUGGAAGCAGGUUAACCACACCUCGACCAGUGGGUAUUACUUCCCCAUCACAGUCAGUUGCUCCACGACCCAGUUCCCAGCAUAGCAGCCAAGUAGUGAGUCGCUCUUCUUCUAUGGAGUCCAUUCCUUAUACAGUGGCUGGCAUUGGCCAUGUGGAACAGAGAAGCAGAGGCCUGCAUGAAAGGAGCACUCCCAGAGACUCUUACACUGUCUGUUAUUUGCCCCAGCUGACAUCUUCUCAAGCAGCCAAAGCAAGUGCCUCUAAUUGUUUUCAACAGUAUUCCAUGGGAAGAGGCUUGUGUGUGAAACCCCUUCACCAGCUUCAACUCAUAGCCUCUCUUAUAGACCUUCAUCUGCCUCCUCUGGACAGGGUGUUUCAUUUAGACCGUUCUUCAGUGGAGAUUCAGGCCACACAAGAGUCCUCACUCCCAACAAUUCUGGUCAGAGGGAAAGCAGAACCACACCAGAGAGUCUUCCUGGUUUCCAACUUCCAGUCUUACAGACAUUCUACCAACAGAGGCAGAUGGGACUAGCCAGGAAAGACGGAUGGAGCAUUUCCAGAUAGAAAUCCCUCUUCCAGGUCUGAUCUGUGCAUAAUGCUCAAGGUUGGACUGCAGUGUCCAGUACUAUUAGGGGAUAUGGGCACUGUUUCCUGGUUUCAGUCUGCAGCUUGUUCUCUUGAACUUUAUAUGUCUUUCUCUCCAAAACAUUUAAAAUUUAACAAAAAAAAAAUGUUGUGUGUGUCAUAUGAGGGUAUACUACUUGCAUAUGGGUGCCUGUGAUGCAGGUGUCCCCAGAGACCAGAAGAGGGUAUGUGAUCCCCUAAAGCCAUGGCUAUAGGAAGCUUGUGAGCUGACUGACAUGGGAGGUGGGGAACCUGGUUUGGGCCUUCUUGAAGAACACAAAGCAUACUAAACUACUGAGCCAUUUCUCCAGCCCCUUGAAUUUUUCAUUAAUUUAUUUUGUGUAUGUACUUGUGAAGGAUCCAAGGACAACUUGUAGGAGUCAGUUCUUUCCAACAAAGUCAGUCCUGGAGAUCCAACUCAAGUCAUCUGACUUGGUGGCAAGUGCCUUUACACUCUAAGCCAUCUCAGUGGCUCUGUCUUACAUUAACACACAUGAAAGUGAUUAGGUCUUACACAAAGCUUCAGGAAGAUAGUCAUCUUCCCCCAUAUGUACGGCCUUUCAUUUCCUAGUUUGAAACUAAAGUUGCAAAAAUCCUUAGCCUCAUGCUUUGGCAUAGGAAGACUAGAUAAUAUAUUUAUCCUGGUUCAUUUCUGGAUUUCACUGCUUAGCUCUGGACUUUGCUAUCCUGUGGCCAAUGUUAAUAAACAACUGUUCCCCACCCUAA